AUGGUUGUCUGUACCCAUAUAAGCGGAAGUGCAAUAUGCAUUAUAUUUUCUUCCCUUUUUACCUUUACCUGGCCAAACGCCGAGGCUUUCGAUUUAAAUGAUGAUGUUUUUUAUCAUAUCCGGUGGAAAGAGGAGGAAAUUUCGCCGCGGGAGGACUCUCCUUAUGUCCUAGUGAAUACGAUUCAUAAUGAAUCUUUCUCGUGCUCUCUGCCAACGGCGAUUAAAGGAAAAGACUAUCAAGCAUAUGUGGAAUCCGACAAAAACGGAUCAAUGCUGCUUAAGGAAAUGUUUACUGCCGUACCUUGCACAUACAAGGUUUAUGGUUAUUGGACGUACGAAUUGUGUCAUGACAAGCACAUCCGGCAGUACCGUGCGGAAGUUAUAUCUCCCGAGUCAACACGUAUCGUAAAAGAAUUCUACCUCGGAUAUAAGCAGGCACCCGAAACCGACGCUGAUAUGGGUUCUUUCGAGGUAUGCUCCUCGUAA
Messenger RNA from Dibothriocephalus latus, 486 nucleotides. NCBI's taxonomy places the organism in Eukaryota, Metazoa, Platyhelminthes, Cestoda, Diphyllobothriidea, Diphyllobothriidae. The record is from the annotation of a GenBank genome assembly.